AUGCCAUGCCAAAGUUCUUCAUCUUCAGUUCAUGACCUGCACAUUCAUACAAAAAAAAUCCAAGUCAAUACAAACAAUCAUGCUGUUGAACAUUAUAAAAAGACCGGCUACCCACUUGCUGUAAAGCUUGGGACUAUUACUGCUGAUCUGGAAACAGCAGAUGUUUUCUCUUAUCCGGAGGAUGAGAAUAACUCGACCAAAAUACCAAUUUUGAAUGGAAUAGAAUCCAAGAAGGUGGGACAGGUGAAGUGUCUUAAGCAUCUCAAGGUACCUGAUGAAACAGAACUAGUGGAUGAUGAUGGACAAAACAAAUCUCUUCUGAUGAAGACAAAUGGAUAUCUUGUGAAGGAGCCCGAACAAAUCUCUCCUGGUGGGAUAAGUGAAGUGUCUUCUGAGCAUCUCAAGGUACCUGAUGAAACAGAACUAGUGGAUGAUGAUGGACAAAACGAAAGAGAAGGCAGCCUAGACUGCUCCCGUUCUGAUGACGCGACCAGUGAGGUUGAUGAUUAUAUGGAUGCAUUAGCUACCAUAGACUCUGAGUUGGAAAUAGACAAUGAGUGUGGGCCUAAGAAAAGCUUCUUGAAUGUUCAAAAGGUAAUUGAUUCAAAUGGUGAAGAAGAACACCAGCUGCAAGCUCCAUUUUCAGAUUCUCAAUCAUUUGGAGACUCGUCAUUAUCUGAGGAAAUGAGUUCAUUUGAACAAGAUAGAAGUGAAGAGAAUAAUGAAGUGCAAGCUCAGCUGCCAGACUCUCGGUCAGCAGGAACCCCCUGUGCAUCAGAUGAUGAUAAUCGUUCAUUCAGAAAAGGUAGAAUUGAAGAACAUACUCAACUGCAAGCCCAGUUAUCAGAUUUUCAAUCUAUUGGAAAUUCCUCACCAGAAACUAAAAACAUGCCUUCCGACCAGCUUUCACAAGCUGUUGAAUUGCAAAAAAAUUAUGAUGAGUUUGUCACACAUGAUGAUGCACACGAUCUUAGGCGAGAAAUAUCUGAUUCUGGACCAGUUUCUUCUGGUUCAUGUCCCGUGGAUUCAGAAUGUUUACUAUUGUCUUCAGAUUAUGGAGCUAAAGAUACCUCACUAGUGUCCUUACCCACAAGGACUCUAUCAGAUAACACACCAGAUGUUCCUGUUGAACAUUUAAGAUUAGAAGAUGAUGAAGACACCAUCUACCCAAUAAAAGAUGAUACUCUCCCAGUUGUUGAUUUUGACAACAAUUCUUUGAACUUGGAUGUCUGCAAUCCUCAUGUCCAUUCCCAUACUCUGUUACAAGUUUCCAAUGAUUUAAAUUUAGCCCAUGAAGGCGAAUGUGGUGGUCACUCUGACAUCGAAGUGAUGCAGGAAGAAUCUCUUAAUGAGUACUGUUCUGAACUAUCAGUUGUUGGAGACAUUGGUUCACGAGGGGAGGAUCCCAUUUGUCUGCCCAUGGAAUUAGACCUUAAUUCGGGCACUAAACUGCAGCUUGACGACUGGGACUUACAAUCUAAUAGUGAUGUUAAAGCAAUGCAACUUGACUCAGAAGAUUUGUUUCCUGUUGUGGAGACUACCAUAGAGAAUAGCUUUGCAGAGGAACUAUUUUCUAAAUUUAUACACGGAAAUCCUCAAGAUGAACCAGAUUCAGCUUUCAAAUUUAGAAGAGAUGAUGAUAUCAUGGUAAAUGAUAUAUUCCCUGUAAAAGUUAUGUCCAAAGAUCUGGCUGUAUCUGUUAUUCCUUCUCUUGAUAACGCUGAAACUGAUACAAGUAUUGUUAAUUGUCAAGCUUCAAAUUCUAUUUUUUCCCCAUCAAUGAAUCCUUCAAAUUUACUUGAAUCUUUCCCAGCUUCUCCAGAUUCCAAUAGGAUGGAAAUGGGAUCCAAUGAGGUAGAGUUGACAAAAUUUUCCACAGAUUUGAAUGUAGAGAAGAGGGAAAAUCAACUGGAACCAUUUGCAUAUAUAACAUCCCCUCUAACAGAUUUUCCAGCUCAUCUCUUAACUACCGUAACACAACUUCCUCUAACAGCCUAA
This is a messenger RNA of Vicia faba (fava bean), 1998 nucleotides long. The record is from the annotation of a GenBank genome assembly. Lineage: Eukaryota; Viridiplantae; Streptophyta; Magnoliopsida; Fabales; Fabaceae.